Scylla paramamosain (green mud crab) is the source of this 2755-nucleotide messenger RNA. Its product is annotated as zinc finger protein 91-like. The record is from RefSeq and is a predicted model, not a curated record. Gene Ontology annotation, molecular function: DNA-binding transcription factor activity; RNA polymerase II cis-regulatory region sequence-specific DNA binding. NCBI's taxonomy places the organism in Eukaryota, Metazoa, Arthropoda, Malacostraca, Decapoda, Portunidae. The transcript is spliced from 2 exons. Gene Ontology annotation, cellular component: nucleus. Gene Ontology annotation, biological process: regulation of transcription by RNA polymerase II. Bases 741 to 2051 code for a protein of 436 amino acids.
UUGAAGUGCUCUUUAAGGCCCUUUCACACAAAGUACAUGUACUUAUUGAUGUACUUCAAAUAGAAUUUAAAAUGAGCAUAUAGAGAAAUAAAUUGUACUCAAGUUAUGAACGAUUUUUUGCUUCACUAAUAACAGAUGUUUGUUUGUCCAUGUGGAACAGCAUGAAGUAUAAGUGCCUUCUUAAUCCUUUAGUUUUGUGACUCGAUAUAAUCCCCAUAACAGUUUCAAUUUUGUUGUAAAAGUGAAGUGCAUGGCAGUUAAUGAUAUUGUCUCAUUGUUGUAGAAUGAUAAUUGAUUAUACAUGGUUUCUGAGCUGUGCUUCAAAAUAUUGAAUAGAAAAAUGGUAAAUAAUAACUUGUCAUCUGUCAUACAAGGUGAAUACAAGAGGAAUAACGGCCUCAUAGUCUUCUAAUAAAAGCCUCUCACCACAGCUAAAAACCACUUAACAACUUUUCAACCUUGUGGUUAUAAUGGAAAUGAGAUCAAAGAAAGCAUUUGUGUUUUGAAUCUGUGUAAAUGAAUAUUGUUUCUUCACCUUAUUUUUGUUAUUUAGUUUUGGCAUAUGUAAAGCGUCCUGUUUCCAGCAACCCAGGUCACAGCCUCUGAAGUCAUAUCAUUUUAAUACUACGAAUGAGGAAGAUGUAUGCAGUUAGCAGAGUGAGAUAUGUUUGUGGCAAGGUGACAUCUGUGCAGCAGCUCCUCCAAGAUUUGUACUUCCGGAGGUGACAUAGGCAGUAAGGAUGGAGCCAACACAAAAUUCCUCGAGCUUGAUGUGGUGCAACUACAACACAGUUGAAGGCCUUAUCACCGCAAAUGCUCCUGUUCAAGUAGAACUAGGGAGUGUUGACAUUGCAAGACAAAUCAGCCAACAAGUCCAGCUACAAUAUGGUAACCUCCAGGCUGUGCCGGCACAGCCACAGCAGAUCAUAGUAGCCCACCAACCUCAGCCUCCACCUGCCCCACCUACACCUGAGCCACCUGUCACUCCAAAACUACCAAAGCCACGAGCAAGAACAACAAAUGGUGAACGUGUGCCAUGUGAUCAGUGCGGUAAAACCUUUUCUUGUAAUGCAAACCUAAGAGACCACAUGAGGCUGCAUACAGGUGAGAGGCCCUUUGUCUGUACUGAAUGUGGAAUGUCCUUUGCUCAGCGGUCAAACUGGAGAUUACACAAACGUGUCCAUACUGGAGAAAGGCCUUAUAUGUGUGGUAUCUGUGGCAAGACAUUUUCCCGUAGUUCUCACUUACCAGGUCAUAUGAGGGUACACACUGGUGAGAGACCAUAUUCCUGUGAACUGUGUGAGCAUUCGUUUGCCUCUGCUCAAGCUCUUAAGAACCAUGCACGCACCCACACCGGAGAGAAACCUUUUGUAUGUGAGUACUGCCAGACUGCCUUCACACACAGCUCAUCACUCUCUUCACAUAAGAAAAGAUGCACUGGAGAGAAGAGAAAGCGAGGAAGACCCCUUGGUAGUGGCCGCAAGUCAUACAGAAAAAAGCCAACGGGUCGGCCUCGGGGAAGACCCAAAAAGAAGGGUCGGUAUGCCAAACGGGGCAGGAGAAAGAACCCUGCAGCUGAAGAUGACCUUGUGGAACCUAAAGAGGAAGACAUGACGAUAGUCAAGGCCGAAGUUCAUGCUGAAAGUGGUGAAGAAACACAAAGCAUCCCAGUGGAGACCAAGCAGGAAAUGGAGGAGGUACCCACUGUUGUUGUGGAUGUAGAUUCUAUGGAGGUUGAGCAUCCAGACAUACAUGGGGACCCUAUACAUAUGCAAAACCACAUGCAUCAACAUGAGACCAUUGUUCCAGAUGCUUUGCCACAAGAAAAUCACAUUAUCCAUCAUGAAAUGGUGCCAUCAGAAGAGGUUGUAUCUGUAGCCACUGCCACUGCAAGCUUGGAUGAGACCUCAAACCUACACCAGGAAGCAGCAGUGGCAAUGGCUGCAUUGCAUGAGGGAGGAUGCAGCCUUACCCAACACCAGUUGCCUCAAGAAGCAUAUGUAGAGAGAGAUGGAUCCCAUACUUUGUGGUUUCCCAAGCAGCAAUAUUAGUGGUGUGAGUUUCAAAUGUCCAUUGUUGGGAAUCUGCUUAAUAAGGCAAACCAUCACUGUGGGUUGAUAGUUCAGCCAUCCUACUUAAGAUGUAGCACUGUUGGUGCACUGAGAACACUAUAAAGAUUUUAGACAUAUUUAAUUCAAGUGAAGUUAAAAUGACAGUGAAUAGAUUGACCAUUCAUUACAUGGAUUAUUCUUAUGUUCUUGAGAGGAGAAAUGGUUUUAUGUCUUAAUAUUAUUUUUCUACAAGACUACUAAUUGCUUGUGUAUAUCCCAGAGAGCUUCACAAUGCAUGGAGUAGUAGUCCUGGCAUUCUCAUUGUGGUUGAAUUUUGUAGAACUGGGUUGGUUUUUACUGUCAUUAUAGAAAUAAAUUUUUGACAAGAUGCUUCAUAAUUGUUGGUAUGAAAUAUUGCAUUGUGAAACUAGCUGAGGACAGUUAUUUUAGUAUUAAGAUUUCUAUGAAGAAUAAAUAUUUUAUACCAAACAUUACAUGUUAUGUUUAGAUCUAAAUUAAGAGCUCUUGGACAGGUAAGAAAAUAAUGUCCCAUGUAUGCUUAUGUAUAUUACAAUGUUCUUUGAACAUGUUAUCAAUGUACAAUGCCAACUGUUGAGAAUUUAAUAUUUCCAGUAUAAAUAAAAUAUUGUUCAAAAAUUCAAAUAUGUAAUUUCUCAUUUGACCAAAUAAAAUGUAAAAUUUAA